AUGGAGGCAGCCGCUGAUGGCAACAAUGCCCCGCACAUGGUGUUCAACAUGCUCGAAGACAAAUACAUCGGUCUCGCCCUAGCCAUCGUGUCCACGCUCGCAAUCGGAACCAGCUUCGUCAUCACCAAGAAGGGACUCAACGACGCCGCAGACAAGCACGGCUUCGAAGGAGAAGGGUUCGCGUACAUGAAAACGCCGCUGUGGUGGGCAGGGAUAGGGUCGUUGGUGGUUGGCGAAGUCGCCAAUUUUGCUGCCUACGCCUUUGCGCCCGCCAUUCUCGUCACUCCGCUGGGCGCGCUCAGUGUGCUUAUUGGAGCCGUGCUCGGUGCCUAUUUCCUCGGCGAGGAGUUGGGAGUUUUGGGGAAGCUGGGAUGUGCAAUCUGUCUGCUUGGAAGUGUGAUUAUCGUGCUUCACGCGCCGCCGGACCAGGAGAUUGAGACGGUGGAUCAGAUUCUGGCGUAUGCGAUCAAACCAGCGUUCAUCAUUUACUGUCUAGCAGCGAUUGUCUUCUCAACUGUCAUGAUCUACAAAGUUGCACCGGUGUACGGCAAGAAGAACCCCCUGAUUUACAUCUCGAUUUGCUCGACUGUCGGAUCGGUGUCGGUCAUGUCGGUCAAGGCCUUUGGAAUUGCCGUCAAGUUGACUUUUGCGGGCAACAACCAAUUUACACACCCCUCGACGUACGUCUUUAUGGUUGUUACCAUUGUCUGCAUUCUCACGCAGAUGAAUUACUUCAACAAGGCACUCAGCCAGUUUUCGACCUCGAUCGUCAAUCCCUUGUAUUAUGUCACGUUUACCACGGCCACGUUGUGCGCCUCGUUUAUUCUGUUCCAGGGGUUCAACACGACCGAUGCUGUUAAUACCAUUUCUCUCCUCUGCGGGUUUUUAGUGAUAUUCUCGGGGGUAUACCUGCUCAAUCUGUCGCGGGGUGAUCCCGAUGGCCAUCGACUGCUCAAUGGGAAAAUUGCAGACGAAGACGGGAUCCCGACGGACCCCUUGGCAGGCUUGCAAACACGAAGAAGCAUGCAAGCGAGAAGGAGUCUGGAUCCGCACCGACGGAGCAGCAGCCUCACAUUCAGUCCCGGAGGGUUAUUGUCAGGCGGAAGUCGACACGCGAGCGCGGAGAGUGCAGGGCUGAUGCAGAACUAUGACGUCGAGCACGGUGCUUUUGGAUUGUCGGAUCUCGUGGAAGAUCCAGAGGAGUUGGGGGCGACCUCGAAUCGAAGCGGAAGUCCCAGAGUGAGAGGGGAGCAAGUGACGAGGAUAAACGAGAGGCCCCAUCAAAAGAGUCUGAAUCGGUGA
This is a messenger RNA of Fonsecaea multimorphosa CBS 102226, 1302 nucleotides long. RefSeq lists its product as uncharacterized. The transcript is spliced from 2 exons. Gene Ontology annotation, molecular function: magnesium ion transmembrane transporter activity. Gene Ontology annotation, biological process: magnesium ion transport. Lineage: Eukaryota; Fungi; Ascomycota; Eurotiomycetes; Chaetothyriales; Herpotrichiellaceae. Gene Ontology annotation, cellular component: membrane. Bases 1 to 1302 code for a protein of 433 amino acids. The record is from RefSeq and is a predicted model, not a curated record.